Messenger RNA from Ruditapes philippinarum (Manila clam), 3787 nucleotides. RefSeq lists its product as uncharacterized. The transcript is spliced from 8 exons. The record is from RefSeq and is a predicted model, not a curated record. Lineage: Eukaryota; Metazoa; Mollusca; Bivalvia; Venerida; Veneridae. The coding region runs from base 264 to 3362 and encodes 1032 amino acids.
GUGAAACCUUUAUUCAAAACAGUCAUUUGCGCCCGCAAGUGAAACAGAUCGAGCACAUUGAGCUUACUAAAUGAUGUUUAUGUUAAAGCGAUACCUAUUUUAUUGCUUUUUACUGUAUUUAUGUAUUAUGACAGUUAAACAGUUUGACAUUGCAGUUUAAAAUGUACAACAUAGAACAGUGAACAUAAGCAUGGAUUAAAAGAGUUACGGGAAGAUUAACAACGAAAAGCAAACAAGCAAAAAUUUUACAAGAAAUUAAUAAAAUGGCAAGUGGUGGGCCAUUUCAGUCGCCAGACAAUCGGGUCCAUAUGUUUAGGUUGCAAAUGCUUAUCAUGGACGGAGGGCUUCUUGUGUUCAGGAAUAUAGUAGACAAGACACUGGCCGAUAAAGGCAUGACUCUAAGUGAAUGUUUGGAUAAUGAAAAGUCAACAAUUGAAACAUUGAAAAGACAGCGCAUUAUUAAUCAGUUUCAGUAUAAAAUAUUGUUUCCUCAUGGUAAAAACCCAGCUACGACAGAUAUGGACAUCACGCUCCUCAUGUGUCUUCUCAGAAACCUAGAUUUGUUUUCAUCAAUAGAUGAGGCAGACUUAAAUCUGUUACGGAAUUCCCGAAACAAGCUCAGUCAUAUGGCAUCAACCACUGAAAUACAGGAAAAAGAAUUUAAAGAUAUGUGGACUGAUAUCGAAGAGAUACUAGUGCGACAUAGUACUCCAGACCUAAAUAUUCAAGAAACAAUUGUCGGUUACAUGACAUGCCCUCUUGACAACGAGAGAGAGAAAAUGCUUCAGAAAGAAAUAGAAAAGUGGGGAGAAUAUGAAGCUGAAAUUAUUGGAGUUAAAGAAGAUGUUACUGAGGUGAAGAAAAAAAUGACAGAAGUUGAAGGAAAUGUAAUUAAAGUAGAGAAAGAAAUGACUGGACUAAAGCAAGAUUUUACGCAAGUCAAGGAAGGCUUAGAUAAUUUGAAAGCAGGAGACUAUCAUAAACAGACAAAGGAGGAAAUAUAUCAAAGUCGCAAGGCGGAUCUAAGAGAUAGUUUGAUUACAUUCUACAGAAAGAGACACAGCCACAUUUUCCUGUCACCUCUUUUUGAAGAGAAGGACACUCCGUUGGCUUCUUUCUGUAUCAGACCAGAAUUGAGCUCAAUUGACUCAAAUGAUGUAAAACGACCAGUUAAAUCCUUAUCGGAGAUGUUUAAAACUAAAAAAAGAGAAAUUUAUGUACUUGCUGAUGCUGGACUUGGAAAAACUGUUUUUUCAAAGUAUCUGGCAAACGUGUGGUAUCAAGCUCAUUGUCCAGACAAAAACUUUAGGUUAUUUUUAAAGGAUGAUAUAGACUGUAUGCAAGAAUUUGAUUUCAUAUUCCUGGUGUUUUUGCGAGAUGCGGGCAAUGUAUGCUCUAUAGAUGAGCUCAUUUUUGAAAAGAUUGUUCCAGAGUUGGGCGUGGAAGAACCGCUUUCCAAAGAUGACCUGCUUAAAAUUUUGAAACAUGAGAAAUGCCUCGUUAUUCUUGAUGGACUAGACGAAUGGACACAUCCCGAUAAUGAAUGUAAAAGAUCGGCGAAACCAUCAAUCCCCCAUAGGAAUGACCGAGAAAAGUGUACAGUACUGACAACCACACGACAAUGGAAGUUAGGAGUUUUGGAACUAGAUUCAUGUCAGUUAGGAAAAAAGGUAGAACUUACAGGACUUAGUAGCAAAUCGGCGGAUAAACUUAUACAAAGGAUGAUACAAGAAUGGAAGUCUCCUCCGAAUAAGAAUGCAUUAGACAGUGACGUCAGAGAGUUCAAAGAAACAAUCAAGAAGAGACAAAACGUCGAGCUUGUUGUUGUACCUCUACUUUUAAUAUAUACAAUUUGUUUAUGGUGUAAAGGUUUUGAUAUAGGAAAUUCAAAAUGUGAUCUCUAUAUAAAAAUAGUCGAAUUUCUUCUAUCUAGAACGAUUAAGAUCCACGGGAAGCUUAAACAAUCAAAAAAAAUUCCGUCCAGUGGCAUCCUAUCACAAUGCUUAGACAGCUUUGCUGAAUACGAGAAGUGUAAGCAAAACAUCCCACUCCUGAUGCAUAUAGGGAAAUUAGCUUAUUAUACAUUAUUCAAUGAAACAAAAGAAAACACGCUCGUAUUUGAUGGAUCAAUUGCUAGGGAAUAUCUUUCAACAGACGAGAUGAAUUUCACUCUUGCCACAGGAAUGUUGUCAGAAAGUACAUCCAAUGCACCAUAUAAAAAGUUAAGUAAAGUUUGGUUUUCUCACAAGACAAUUCAGGAAUUCUUUGCAGCUAUAUUUUUAAGUUUUCAAGAAAACGAUCCGAAACUUAAACGUAAAAGUAAUCAAGACAUUCUGGACAUGUCAAACAUUUGUGAAUUUAUAAGUGGGCUAAAUGCUGACCGGAUGUUUAAAUUAUCAAAUUAUUUCAUGUCUGUGAUAAAUGAAGACGAGGAAACACGCCGCUAUAGAACUUUGACAGGUUUCACGUUUGUUUACUAUACUCCAUUGUAUAACAUACAGACAAUGUUCAUGUCGUGUUUACAAGAAAUGCCUGAAAGUGAAAAUAUUCAAUUAUGUUUACAAGAUUUCUUCAUUAACGACAGCACCGUGCACAGUGAGCAGUUACAACGUUUGUUAAAACAAAAUAAAGCCAACGUAAAAUCACUUAGUAUACGCACAUUCAAUAAUUCCAGAAGUGAAAUUAUAGAUUCAUUCUCUCUCACAGAUCUCAGUGAUAUACAGCAACUUUGGUAUUGUGGUGACGAGGAGGAGGCUGAGAUAAAUCGGAUAUUGUUUCCCAGUUUGCAGGCCGUAUCUUUGUUCUAUUGUACAUGGACAAAUGAUGAAGAAAAUGUGAGUGCAAUUUUGGCGCGACUACAAAACUUACAAUUUUUACAUAUUGAAAGUUUAACGUUAUCUCACAAAAUACUGGAAACAAUUUUCAAUUUUAUCUCCGGUCAAAAAUCAUUGAAAGAGUUAACAUUGGAGCAGUUACACUGUAAAGAACAUGGCUGCCGUGAUUGCAAGGGAUUGAACUUGGACUUGGACUUGUCUCAACAUUCUACGCUAUCAAAGUUACACUUGCAGUGGUUACCUGGGAGGCUACAAUUAAAUAUAACAACACCGUCAUUAGUUAAUGUUACGUUGAAGAACAUCAAUGUAAAUGAAAGAUCAUUGUUACUGUCACGUGACAUGUUGAAAAUCAAACAUGCGGAGUUGGAAGGGAUAGAAAUGCCUGCAGGAAGUUUACAGAAUUUUAUUACCGUGCUUGAAAAUCUGCCGCAGUCAGUUAAAGUAAAUAUGUUCACAAAAUUUUCAUGUAAACUAGACAUUGGCGGGUUGAGGUUUGUGUUCAAAACAAUAAAACCAAGCACAGAAUAGACAAAUAAAAAAAUUGUAAAAUAAGUUGAAGAAAGGACUUCAUAAUUUCUAUAGGAAAAACAGUUUAAAAUGGAAACUUUGAAAAACAAAAUGGCGUCUUUUAAAACUUACCGUUAUAGUUUGUGGACAUUUAUAGUAUAGUUAAUAAGUCAUUUACGUUACAAUCAAUUACAUUUCAUGUAAAUUAAAAUAAAAUUGUUAACAUUAAUAGCAACAUUUAUCAAGUUUUUAAUGGCGGAGAUAUUUACAUGUGUUUUGUUUAAAGGAUAAUGGAUUGAAUCUUCAUAAUAACGUUAGGAUAUGGAAAAUUGGAAAUGUUUCACAGCGGCCUUGAAUCAAUCCGUUGGAUUUUUAUUUGGACCUUUCACACGAAAUAUUGCUGUCAACUAAACUCAAAGAACCGUAUCGUCAUCUUUCAUGUUAUG